UUGAUGUCCGGGCCACAGUUAGCCUCCCUCAUAUCAGUGCUACAUUCUUACUUAUGGAGAAUAUAAAAUCCACCCCGGACCCGCUGCCUCUGUUGUCCUGGUGAGUCUGUCUGAAUUGGGGACCAUGCUGAGGGUGUCUUCCUACCGAAAACUCUUUGAGCAGGAGAACUGGGGUCGGAAUGGGGGGCUGAGUGUGCAGUGUGCCGGGCAGUACCGGCUCCCCGUCAGAGGCGCAGUCACUGACGAGUGUUGCUGUGGCGACAAGUUAGACUUUGUUGCUGCCAAAGCUCUGAACAAAGAAGGUCUGAACCGGUUUGUUCAGGAGCGCAGCACCAUCGCUUUUCUGAAUGACCGCCUGGUUAGGCUCAUUGAAGUGGCCCACUGCUUUGAGGAACAGAAUGAAGCUCUUCAAUGUCAAAUCACUGAGCUGGAGGAGAAGCUGACCAGUCAAAAUGCCGACUCUAGCAUCAAAGUGAAGGAGCACGACUGCAGCCUAGAUGCUGUGGUGGAAAGACUGCGCGUGCAGAGGGAUGAGGUGUUGGGUGACACACAGAAACUGAAAAAAGAGCUUGAACAUCUGAAGGAAGAAUAUGAGUGGAUUGAGCAGCAGAAGAUGCUCAUCUGGCAGGAGCAAAAUGAUGUUGCCACGGAAGUAGAUGCUGUGACAGCAGAGUGUCUGGCACUGAAGGAGCAAGUAGCUAUCUAUGAAGACCAGCUGGCUGUCAUGGGAGCCCAGCACAAGGAGGAAGUGGAGAGUCUCCUGGAGCCAGAUGAAAGGACUCUGGCAGCGGCGGCUAUUACAUUUGGCAGCCCUGAUAUCGCUCCGGCCUUGAAUGUGAAGGAGUACCACUGCCAGUUGGCCAAGAGCCUUCAGUUUGAGCGUGGCACAUCCUCCGCUCUGGCUGUCAGACGUGAUGGAGAGAAACUGGAAGAGGGAAGAACUGCAGGGUCAAAAGUCAAAGACUUGCCAGAGGAUGCAAGUGAGCUGAAGACACUGAUUUCAGAGCUCCAGAAGGAGCUCUGUGACUUGGAGAAGGAUAAUGAAGAGCUGGAGGACGAGGUUGAGCUCAGGAGCUCUGCACACAUGGAGGAAGUAGCUGACCUGGAGUGCUCUAUAGUUGAAAUGAGGCAGCAGGAGGCCGACCUGGAAGUACAGAUGAGGGAGCAGUGUGAUGACUACAAGGAGCUGCUGAAUGAGAAGAUGGCCAGGGACAUGGAGAUUGCUGCCUACAGGAGUCUGGUGGAGGAAGAGGAGGGCAGGUUCUGCAGUCUGUGACCAGAGACUGAAGACAGCAUCUGCCUGCAUGCUUUCUGACACCUGAAAAAACAAACAAAAAAAAGGCCAAAAUCAGCACUUUGAUGAUGAAGCUCACAGCAAUGCAGCACUUUCUGUAGAUGCAAACUUAUCAUAGCAGGUUGAUGCCAUCUGGAGGCCCGAGAACCUGAUAAGAGGUCACUAACAGAAGACCUGGAAACUUCAAGAAAGAUGGAGCUGUCUAAGAAAAGAGGGAGGACGGGGUCAGGGCACUGAGUGUGUAUCCAUUCACUGUCUGGCAGAGAUAUUUCCUGAAGAGGAUUAUCUUGACUGGCGUGCAGAUUUAUACAUGUUUUGUGCCUCCUCUGUCCAGCAAGACUGGGACAAAAUCUCAAGCUGUGAAGUGUUCGGCUCCACAGUGGUGUCGCCUCGUCCGUCACUUAAGCUUUGUCUGAUUACCGGUUCUUAACCCGUGACCCCUUCACUGCUAUCAAACACACUAAUGGCCUGCCUCAGUAACUAAAAGCAUCUCACCUUCUUUUUGUUUUUACAGUCAUGUGUGCAUGUUGCUCUGACAGUCAAGUGUGCAGUGGCCUGUGUUUGCUUUUUAAAUGGUUCAUGAAGUUGUUUCACUGCAGUUCUCUCAAAAUGAGCAUCUGGACCUUUCUGCAAGAAAAGCCUGAGUGAUUCAUUAUUUCUGCUUUAGAGAACAACGUCUCUGUUUGCCGUACUUUCUGAAGUGAGCGUUUGGUAAUGCAUUCCUUUUACAUUUUGUCCAUAUUUUUAUAACAAUCUUAAAACUGGGUGUAAUAAAUCACUUUUUGGUCUUGCGGUUGCAGUGUUAAAAUAGUCACGUUUGAAUUAAAUAAAGUAAUUUGCUUGAAAAACUUUGGUUUUAUGAAAAUUGUUGGAAAGAAAUUGUCCUUGAGAGGAUUUAUGUUAAGGAUUCUGUUCACUUACAAGAUCUGAUCACAAUGACACAUUACAGAAUUCAAAAGCAUUGCUCUGUCUUGAAGAUGAAAUGUGCUGUUUAUAAUUGAUUUGACAGAAUCAGUGACACGUCUGAUGGGGACUUUGUCUUGGUGAUGAGCUCAGAGUCUUGUUAAAGGAGCAUAGUGACUUUAGUGACUUAUUGUCCUGAUAGAAAACAUGUCUGGGUCAAAGAAGCUGCCAUUUAGUUUCUUUCCAGAGACCAGAGGAGAGGUGCUGGAAACUGGGACUUCUUGUUUAAGAAAGACUUGAGAGGAUUUAGUAUUUUUCAAUUCUUGCUGAAAUAUAGUCAAAUAACUUUGGAUUCAAAUAAAAAUAAAACUUAUGGUAAAUUUCAUAAUAAGGCAUGAUUAGGGGCUUUAAAUAUCUUUUUUCCACAGCAGCUGGUUGGCUUCAUAAAAAUCUUUGCUCAGUCUUCUCAACGUUUAUUUAAAAGUCAAGAUGAUCUUUAAAAGGCUUUUUAAGGAUUGACAAAGAUUAAUGAAAUAUUAACUUUGAUGUUAGUUCUCUAUCCUAAAUGCAAUCUGACUGAUCAUGUUUUGACUUAAACUGUGCAACCUAUUUGUCACAAACUCAGUAAAAACCCAGGGCCAUGAGGAUAAAAUAAACAACUUUCCCCUCUUCACAAAGAUUAAAUAUAGAACAGUUUGAGAAAAAUUCCAGAAACCCCAAUCUAGUAAGUGGCAGCAUUUGUUGUGUAGAUUUGUAAAGACUUGUGUGUAGUUUCUGUGCUGUGAUUAAAAAUAUCUACACACUUCAAAGCAUUUUUUGGAAACUUCUCUUGUAUUCUAUUAUAAACUAUUCUUCACCUUUCAUUUAUAAUAUGAUUAAGCUCCUUUCACAACAGCAGUACUUAAAUAAAUAAAAAUUGACAGUUUG
Molecule: messenger RNA, 3124 nt
Organism: Oryzias latipes (Japanese medaka)
Lineage: Eukaryota; Metazoa; Chordata; Actinopteri; Beloniformes; Adrianichthyidae
Gene: vimr2
Product: vimentin-related 2
Biological process (GO): intermediate filament organization
Cellular component (GO): intermediate filament; cytoplasm
Molecular function (GO): structural constituent of cytoskeleton
Source: RefSeq, a predicted model, not a curated record